CGUCCCAGUGAAAUUGAUACUUGAAAAACCAGCACCAGAGUGAUCGAGAGGAGGAAGAAGAAAGAAAGUGGUGGAAAGCAAAGCAAAAGAGUAUGAUCAUGAGCGGAGGAUUUAGCUGUUGCUGCAUCUCUCGGCCCUUACCUCCAAACCACGAACGCAAUCUUUCAUGGACUUCACCACCACCAAAACCUAAUCGCCCAAUUUCCGCUCUCACUCUCAGAAACCACUCGAACCACAACGAUAUUUCCUUUAGACUCAUCGCCAGAGUCGUUUCCUCUGACGACGUGUCUCUUGUAAACCCAGUGGUUAGUACUAAAGAGGGAGAGGGGGAGGAGGAGGAACGAGAAGAGGUCUAUGGAGCCUUCAAUGGAGUCGCGGACACCAAACCUCCAAGUCCUUCCACUAAAGUCAAAAAGAAGAAAGAGGACUACGAAGACGACGAUAAUAGGUUUAAGCUGCGAAACGGCAGGGAGGUAUUUGAAGAAAAAGCCUACCUUGUUGGUGUUGAGCGUAAAGGUGAUACAGAGGAUUCUUUUGGUAUAGACGAAUCACUCAAGGAACUGGCUCAGCUGGCUGACACUGCUGGACUUCUGGUUGUGGGUUCCACAUAUCAAAAACUAGCUUCUCCGAACCCAAGGACGUAUAUUGGUUCUGGCAAAGCUGCAGAGAUUAAGACUGCAAUUCAUGCACUUGAUGUUGAGACUGUAAUAUUUGAUGAUGAGCUUUCAGCUGGGCAAUUGCGCAAUUUGGAAAAGGCUUUUGGAGGAGAUGUUAGAGUUUGUGACCGCACUGCCCUCAUCCUCGAUAUCUUUAACCAGAGGGCAGCAACACAUGAAGCAGCUUUACAGGUUGCAUUAGCACAAAUGGAGUAUCAGUUACCUCGACUAACAAAAAUGUGGACUCACCUUGAGCGUCAAGCAGGAGGCCAGGUGAAGGGGAUGGGUGAGAAACAAAUUGAAGUGGAUAAGCGUAUCUUACGUACUCAAAUUGGUGUUCUUAAAAAGGAGCUUGAAUCAGUUAGAAAACAUCGAAAGCAGUAUCGGAACAGGCGUACGUCUGUACCAGUACCAGUAGUAUCUUUGGUUGGGUAUACAAAUGCUGGAAAGAGUACACUUUUAAAUCGAUUGACUGGAGCUAAUGUUCUUGCCGAGGAUCGGUUAUUUGCAACCCUUGAUCCAACUACAAGAAGGGUGCAGAUGAAGAAUGGUAAGGAGUUUCUUCUCACAGACACGGUUGGUUUCAUCCAAAAGUUACCAACUACACUGGUUGCUGCCUUCAGAGCUACAUUGGAGGAGAUAUCAGAGUCAUCGCUUAUGGUGCAUGUGGUGGACAUCAGCCAUCCUCUAGCAGAGCAACAGAUAGAAGCUGUGGAGAAGGUUCUGUCAGAACUAGAUGUGUCAUCAAUUUCAAAGUUGAUGGUAUGGAACAAGGUUGAUAAGGCUAGGGAUCCUCAAAAAAUCAAGUUGGAAGCGGAGAAGAGAGAAGAUGUUGUAUGCAUAUCUGCUUUGAAUGGUGAAGGCUUACACGAAUUUUGCGAUGCGGUUCAAGAAAAAUUGAAGGAUUCUAUGGUUUGGGUGGAAGCUUUAAUCCCGUUUGAAAAAGGAGAGCUCCUGAGUACCAUACAUCAGGUUGGAAUGGUUGAGAGAGCUGAGUAUACAGAAAAUGGGACGUUGGUCAAGGCGCAUGUUCCCCUCCGCUUUGCAAGGCUGCUCACACCAAUGAGGCAACUGUGUAUAUCAUAGCCUUCUUAAAUAACCAUCCAGUAUUUACUUCUUUGAUGUCUCCUAAUCAUUGAUGUCUUGUGUACUUCCAUCUGACAAGCAAUUGUUCCGGGAGAGAGAGAGAGAGAGAGAGAGAGAGAGAGAGAUUGGUUAUAGUCUGUACAGCCCUUCUUGUAACAUACUAUCAUAAAUCUGCCUAAGGUUUGUAUAAAGAGUGGCCUGCUUUUAUUUUCA
Messenger RNA from Corylus avellana, 1955 nucleotides. RefSeq names its product GTP-binding protein, HflX. Gene Ontology annotation, molecular function: GTP binding; ribosome binding. The record is from RefSeq and is a predicted model, not a curated record. Gene Ontology annotation, cellular component: cytoplasm. Lineage: Eukaryota; Viridiplantae; Streptophyta; Magnoliopsida; Fagales; Betulaceae.